This is a messenger RNA of Tachysurus vachellii, 2753 nucleotides long. RefSeq names its product G-protein-signaling modulator 2-like. Gene Ontology annotation, molecular function: GTPase regulator activity; protein binding. The record is from RefSeq and is a predicted model, not a curated record. Bases 388 to 2364 code for a protein of 658 amino acids. The transcript is spliced from 15 exons. Lineage: Eukaryota; Metazoa; Chordata; Actinopteri; Siluriformes; Bagridae.
UGUUGUAUGUUUAUGGGAACAUAAUGAAGGUAGUACAAAUAAAUAAUUUGUGUUCAUAGUAUUUUUUUUUAUUUUUAAUAAGUUUAACAUAGUGUAGAGUAGAAUUAUACAUCCGUGGGAAGCCCCACCUAAAGAGUUCUAGAAGACUACCCUGGAUACUCCUCACAUACUAGCACACACAUUUACACAAAUCAAACAUAACAGGACACCAGCAUCUGUGACAGUACGCAUGGACUGGCUUCUGCUACAGACCUUACAGGAGACUCAGGCAUUGAAAUCCUGAAACUUUUUUUUUUAACUUGGUUUUUAGCAUUUUGUGGUCUUUUUCUUCUUUGUUGGAGUUUCUUACAGAUCUACUUGGGAUCCCUUUGUUUAUUAUGCAAUUCAAUGGAUAAAAAUGUCUCAGUGACUAGAAUGGAGCGUGAGAAGAAUUCAAUUCCUCUUGUUUGUUACAGGAUGGAGGCCUCCUGUCUGGAUCUAGCGCUCGAGGGGGAACGUCUGUGUAAGGAGGGUGAUUACAGUGCAGGAAUACCAUUCUUCCAGGCAGCCAUGCAAGUGGGGACAGAGGAUCUCUUGGUGCUGAGUGCCAUCUAUAGUCAGUUAGGCAAUGCCUACUUUCACCUGUGUGACCACACCAAGGCUUUGGAGUACCACCACCAUGACCUAAAUUUAAACAGAAUGACAGGGGAUCUGCCUGGUGAAGCCAAAGCAAGUGGCAACAUAGGGAACACUCUAAAGGUGUUGGGCCGUUUUGAUGAAGCAAUAAUCUUCUGCCAGAGGCAUCUGGACAUCUGCAUAGAUGUUGGAGACAAGGUGGGACAAGCCAGAGCUCUGUAUAACUUUGGGAAUGUGUACCAUGCUAAAGGAAAGAGUGUCUGUAGCAAUGACUCGGAACCUGGAAACGUCCCAGAACAAGUCACCGCAGCACUUAAAAAAGCAGCAGACUACUACGAGGAGAAUUUGAGCAUUCUGAAGGAACUAGGAGAUCGAGUGGCUCAGGGCCGUACCUAUGGAAACCUGGGAAACACACACUAUCUGCUCAGCAAUUUCCUCAAUGCUGUGGAAUCCCACCAACAGCGGCUCCUCAUUGCAAAGGAGUUUGGUGAUCUGGCAGCAGAACGAAGGGCCUACUGUAACCUUGGAAAUGCCUUCAUUUUUCUGGGAGAGUUUGAGAAGGCUGCCGAGCAUUACAAGAGAGCUCUUCAUUUGGCGAGGCAGCUGAGGGAUCAGGCAGUGGAGGCUCAGGCCUGCUACAGCCUAGGAAACACCUACACUCUACUGCAGGAUUAUGAAAGAGCUAUAGACUAUCACCUCAAACACCUCAUCAUUGCCCAGGACCUUGGUGACAGGGUUGGUGAAGGCCGUGCCUGCUGGAGUUUGGGUAAUGCACACACAGCCCUCGGGAAUCAUGACCAGGCCAUUCACUUUGCAGAAAGACAUCUGGAAAUCUCUAACAAGACAGGUGACCGCUGUGGUGAAUUGACGGCCCGUAUGAAUGUGUCUGACCUUCAGACUGUCCUUGGUCUCAGUUACAGUACAAACAAUUCUGUAUUGUCAGAGACCAAAGAGAUUGAUUAUAACCUUCAUGGAGCCAAACCCAGGAUGAGCAGACGCUACAGCAUGGAGAAUUUGGAUUUGAUGACUCUUACACCAGAACAGAUUAAAUGUCAGAAGUGGGCCAAUGAGGUACUAUGUACACAGUCAAAGACAAAAUCCACCUCAAAAUUCUUCUUUAUGAAUCGUCUGCGAGGGAAGAAGAACAGCUUCGUUAAAGUUUUGCAGGACACCAGCAACACUCUUAAGACCUCUCAGAAGCGGCCUGCUCAGAAAUGCAAGAGUGUGGACAAAUUGGGUGACGAAAGCUUCCUUGACCUGCUGUGUCGUUUCCAAGGCAACAGAAUGGAUGACCAGCGCUGCUCUAUUCAAAAGGAGCUAGGCGGCCAGUCCACUGCUGCCUCUAACCCCUCCUCUUCAUGUUCAUCUUUGCCCAAAAAUAUGAAAAAAUCUUUAUCAGAAUCUGCAGUAUCACAAGGCCAGGACGCAUUUCUAGGAGCCUUGGCUACUGCGCAGAGUCGGAGGGUACAGGAUCAGAGGGCUGUAGGAAGUGUGCCUGUUUUGUGCAAUAGCACCAGGCAGACAACCCUCAGCCAGAUCAUGGCUAAUGCUGACACCUCUGAACCCGAUGACCAUUUCUUUGACAUGUUGGUAAAGAGCCAGAGUUCUCGUUUAAAUGAUCAGAGGUGUGCCCUCCCUCCUGUCUGCCAUGGACCCACUAUCCCUGACGAGGACUUCUUCAGUCUCAUUGUCCGCUCUCAGGCCAGGAGGAUGAAUGAACAAAGAGUCAUGCUGCCAUCUAUCAAUUGAACAAUAAGUUGUUGUUUUUUUUUUUGAUUUGUCCAGUUUUCUCUCUUACCAUUCCUGCAUAAUGAAAUAAAAUAUCUAAUAAAAGAUUCUAGACAAAAUGUAGGUUGUGUUCAAGCACAGCUACAAACCUGCAAAAAACAGUGAUGCACAUUACAUUGCGCAUAGUGAUAAUGUUGAUCCUUCAGGAAAGUUCCUGGAAUUCUGGAAAUACAUUUUAUUUACCACCAAAAAAGGGACAUCCACAACAUAGAGUUGUUUCAGCUGUACAGGGACAUUUUGCUAUUUGAUGUCAGACAACACUUGGCAUUAGUCAUAAGAAACACGUAUUUCAAGAGCAUGUUCUUUUUUAGUAUGUGUAUAUUUUAUUGAAUAAAAAAAACCACUGUGUA